GCGAACGUCACUUCCGUCAACAAUGCCAUGUGUUGCUUACAUAAACCAGACAAAUCAAGUCGGUCAUUUUACAGAUUCUUCAAGCUGGAUAUGUACUAAACCAUGGCAACCAUAUCACUUGUCCAAGGUGCUAGUCGCGGAAUCGGACUGCAGUUCUGUCGUACCUUGCUUGCCCGUGGUCCAGACUCUGUUGUCAUAGCAACAUGUCGAUCCCCAGACUCUGCAACAGAUCUUCAAAAGCUGUCCCAACAAUACCCGAACCAGCUCCGCAUCCACCAGCUAGACAUUACACGUGAGGGUGAUAUAGAGAAAACAUCACGCACAAUUGCAGAAGAAACAGACAGACUGGAUCUCCUCAUCAACUCCGCAGGUAUGCUGCAUCCAUCAGGGCGUGGGGAAACAAGUCUCAAGGAUGUAUCUUCAGAGGGGCUGUCGGUCUCAAUGAUGACCAAUGCUUUGGGGCCGACCCUGAUGACCAAGUACUUCAGUCCCCUCCUUGCUAAGGGGGUUGGUGUGUUCGGGGUGCAAGCAGCAGAGCCUAAAGCCAGACAUUCGGCUGUCCUGGUCAACAUGUCAGCCAAGGUUGGAUCCAUAACUGAUAAUGGUCUUGGAGGUUGGUACAGCUACCGGAUGUCUAAAGCUGCCCUGAACAUGGCCACUAAGAAUCUCAGCAUUGAACUUGGCAGAGGUCGCAACAAGGUGAUCUGUGUGGCGUUGCACCCUGGGACUGUGGACACAGACUUGUCCCGCCCGUACCACAAGGGCGUCCCGAACUUGUUCACUGUGGAGCACUCGGUGAACUGUCUCAUGAAUGUCAUAACUAGUCUCACAAUGAAGGACUCUGGGAAAUACCUCACUUACGAUCGUACAGAGUUGCCGUUUUGAUGAUGGAGGGACACAUGGCAACAUGUUGAUGUGGGCGUGACUAGGUGGGAGAUUAUCCUGGGAUGAUGUGUUUAGGAUAGGUUGAAAAACAUCACUAAGUUCCAGAGACAAUAUAUUGUGUGACAGACAUUCUACCUCAUCUGUAGUCUUACUUAGGGACCAGUUCAAAAGUUCAAUAGGAUAAAAAACUGAAUUCCUUAAGUUUUGCGACACCUCCUCUCCCACCCAAAACUUUAUUCUGGAAAUGCUAAAUUCUUUUUACUACUCACAAACAUACUGUCAUGGUGAAUGACAAAUAUAUUAUUGUACUUUUUCAUAUGUUUUGAUAUAACAUUAACAAAAGUCUGGAAUGUCUAGAAAAGGAAAUGACAAGUAUUUCAAUGUUCACAGUUUGAAUAAUGAUCUAAUGUAGUAUAAAUAAGAAGGGAUUUUGGUCAAUUUUAGUUAUUGUAUGAAACACUGAGAAAUAAGAUAAGUUGAUUUUAGAGGACUUCCAGGGCCAUUAAUACCCCUCCCUAAACUUAAAAACUUGAGAAGUUAUUACAAUUUUUAUCCGACAGCCAAGUUUUGAAGCGGUCCCUAAGGGUUGUCUAUUGACAAAAGUUUGUAUUGCAACAUACAUUUCUGUCUAUAUUGUGUUAUACUGGGCACUGAAAGCGUUCGACAGUGACUGGCACUGAUGUAUCUGUGGAUCUACUGAAUUAGAUAUUUAGCAUGGUCAGUGGUCCCCAUAUUGUUGUCACGGUUACAAGGGAGAUUACAACUGUCAAAAAAAUCACUUUCCUGUUACAAGUGUUUUGUCAGUCAAAUUCGAAGGGAGACAAUUGUGAAUGAAUAAUUAUAACUUGAUUAUAUAUACUUUUUUACCCAGUAUUCCACAACACAGCAAAAAUAUUGGAGGAUAUGUCUCAGAAAAUAGUACUGGUAAUAUGUGUUUGUGUUAUUGUAUAUACUGAGGGUUUUGGGGACCUUGUAAAAGAAGCCAGCCUUAAUAAAGUAUUUGUUGUGUUAAA
Molecule: messenger RNA, 1898 nt
Organism: Haliotis rubra (blacklip abalone)
Lineage: Eukaryota; Metazoa; Mollusca; Gastropoda; Lepetellida; Haliotidae
Product: C-factor-like
Exons: 4
Coding region: 103-885 (260 amino acids)
Source: RefSeq, a predicted model, not a curated record